Nicotiana attenuata is the source of this 1384-nucleotide messenger RNA. RefSeq lists its product as uncharacterized. Lineage: Eukaryota; Viridiplantae; Streptophyta; Magnoliopsida; Solanales; Solanaceae. The record is from RefSeq and is a predicted model, not a curated record. Bases 198 to 1223 code for a protein of 341 amino acids. The transcript is spliced from 2 exons.
GAUCCAUCUUAAACUGCAAGUUUCUUCUUCAAGAUCUAGUUAGAAUGAACCAACGAGCUAGAAUGAGUAUUUUACUGGCAAAUUGCAGAAAAUAAAAUAUGACUUGAUAAAGAAAAAGUUCUUGGCCUACUCUAUAAGAGGCCAAGGGGGAAGACAAACUUCACCAUCUUGAGCUUCAUACAGCUUGAAAGGAGAAAAUGAGUAACCUAAUAAACAAGUGGUUUUUCGCCAUUGUGAUACUACUCUUCCUAGCUGGUCUAACAGAGAUCGAAGGAGGAGAACUUAUAACCUGCAACAACAGGAAAAGCAAAUGCUUUCUGAAACGAAUUUACUGCCCACCAGAAUGCCCAACAGCAUAUCCAAGUCAACCAAACGCUAAAGUUUGCUAUCUCAACUGUAAUUCCCCCAUGUGCAAGGCUGAGUGCAGAAAUAGGAAGGCGAAUUGCAAUCACCCCGGAGCAGCAUGCUUGGAUCCUCGCUUCAUUGGUGGAGAUGGAAUUGUCUUUUACUUCCAUGGCAAGAGCAAUGAGCAUUUCAGCUUAGUUUCAGACCUUAAUCUCCAGAUUAAUGCUCGCUUCAUUGGCCUUCGACCUGCUGGUAGACCCCGAGACUACACAUGGAUUCAAGCUCUUGGAAUCCUCUUUGACACGCAUGCUUUCUCUGUUGAGGCUACCAAGGCAGAGACUUGGGACGACGAAGUUGAUCACCUGAAAUUCUAUUACGACGGAAAGGAGUUAGGCAUACCAGAAGGCUAUCCAUCUACAUGGGAAUCCUCUGAAAGCAGCAGCAUUAAGGUAGAAAGAACUUCAAGCAAGAACGGUGCUUUGAUCACACUUUCAGAAGUUGCAGAAAUUUCAGUUAAUGUAGUACCUAUUACAAAAGAAGAUGACAGGAUCCACAACUAUCAGUUACCUUCUGAUGACUGCUUCGCUCACCUGGACGUGCAGUUCAGAUUCUAUGGACUCUCGACGAAGGUUGAAGGUGUUCUUGGCCGAACUUACCAGCCAGACUUCAAGAAUCCAGCAAAACUAGGUGUUGCAAUGCCUGUAGUGGGAGGUGAAGACAAGUACAGAACUCCAACCCUUUUGUCUCCCAACUGUAGAUCCUGUAUCUUCUCUCCAGCUGGAGUUUUGGAAGAAUCAGACCCACUAGUCAUGGAUUUUGGGGCUUUAGACUGUACUGGGGGAUCAAGCAGCGGCCAUGGAAUAGUUUGCAGAAAAUGAGGACUCUAUUGGGAUUUUGUUUCUUUUGUUUCAAUUGAAAAAAUUGUCACCUGCAGAAAAUCAAAAGCUUUUUUGUUCCAACAAUCUAUGUCAAAGCAUGGAUUUCUAGUUUUAUUUGGGCUUUUUGUAUGUUUAUUAUAUAAUCAAGUUUUUUCCCUCAA